AUGCAAAGUGACGAGAUGGUGGACGGAGAGGUCUUCUUCGACGAAGACCCUGAGCUCUUCAAACUGCUCAUGCUCCACUUGAGGCUCAAAGGGCUCCUUGGCCGGGAAUUUGCUCCACAGAUCCCAGCUCCAAAGAGGGGUGCAUGGAACCGGUUCACCGAGUACUUGAACUUAGAAGGCAUGAAAGUCGUGGACUUGGUUGACACAAAGUUGGCUGACUCCCAGAAGCAGCUGCUCUUGCUGCAAUGGCUGCCGCUCAAGAAGCUGAAGUUGCUCUACCGUGCCACUCAAGACGGCUUUGCGCCUGCAAACUUCCAUCAGAAGUGCGACAACCGGGGGCCGACGGUCGUGCUCGCCCGCAGCACUGGUGGCUACAUCUUUGGGGGUUACACCGAUGCAGCGUGGAGCAGCACAAAUCAAUACGUGAGAUGUGAAGGAGCUUUUUUGUUCCGCCUCUGUGGGCCCAACGCCUCGCCGUCGCGGCACGACAUUUUCCAGAAUCAUCAGCAUGGCAUUUCCUGCUCUGUGUCCUACUUGCCGGUCUUCGGUGGGGGGCACGAUUUGCAGCUCCAACAAUGCGGAAGCCAGGGACAAGCAACGUUCAGUGUAUUUGGACAUACCUACAAUGCGUCCGGCACGGGCGGUCAGUUCACGUUUUUGGCCGAAGCCCAAACUGUGACCGUGGAUGAGAUCGAAGUCUUUGGGUGCUCGGCAUAA
This is a messenger RNA of Durusdinium trenchii, 717 nucleotides long. Lineage: Eukaryota; Dinophyceae; Suessiales; Symbiodiniaceae. The record is from the annotation of a GenBank genome assembly.